This is a messenger RNA of Xyrauchen texanus (razorback sucker), 1726 nucleotides long. Its product is annotated as transmembrane protein 163-like. Gene Ontology annotation, molecular function: zinc ion binding. NCBI's taxonomy places the organism in Eukaryota, Metazoa, Chordata, Actinopteri, Cypriniformes, Catostomidae. Gene Ontology annotation, cellular component: synaptic vesicle membrane. The coding region runs from base 276 to 1142 and encodes 288 amino acids. The record is from RefSeq and is a predicted model, not a curated record. The transcript has 8 exons.
UUUCUCUCUUCAGUUCGCGAGUUUUCAUAUCCUUCCUGCUCUAAUUCAUAGCAAUCUAUUACUUUUACUUGUUUUUGACAACAUCGGUCAUUUCCAAUAUGCAUGCGGAGCUUUCAUAGGUGUGUGUUUUUAAUUAGAGUGUGUGUGCAGAUGCGCGGAACGCGUCGCUCCAGCAGUGCGUCUGCUCUCCUCCACACGCGCGCGCCUCUUUCCUCGCGUGCAGGUGUGACAUUCCUCGGACACCCGAGAUCAUUAGAACCCGAGACCGAAGCAUCAUGACGGACUCCUCUACUGCUGCUGACCCCGCAGCUGCUGCUGGUCCUCCUGAAGAUCACGGUCCUGAUCCUGGUCCCGGCUCUCUCCGGGAUCCAGCGGUGGUGGAUCCCGCAACGACUCCCGCAAACGGACAGCAUCCGAACCAAGAUACUUUGGGCAUGGAGCAGCAAAUGAAGAUAGGCGAACCGGAGGAUAAUGGUCUCCUAGAGAGCAGCAUGCGUUUGAAACCUCACGAGGCACAGAGUUACAGAAAAAAGGCACUAUGGGUAUCGUGGGUCUCUAUAGUGGUGACGAUAAUAUUGGCCAUCGCAGCAUUCACUGUUUCUAUAAUGCGGCAUAGUGCAUCAUCGUUUGGGUUCGCGUUUGAUGCUACUCUUGACGUUCUAUCCUCCAUGAUUGUACUUUGGCGAUACAGCAAUGCCGCGGCUGUCCAUUCAGCACACAGAGAGCACAUAGCUUGUGUUAUCCUCGGGGUUGUGUUUAUCCUGUCGGCCUUCACUAUCCUGGCGAAAGCCAUCCACGAUCUCGCCACAAAGCUGCUACCAGAAGUGGAUGAUUUCCUGUACAGCGUGUCUGUGAUUAGUGGGGUGGUGUGCGCCAUUCUGUCUGUCUGUAAGUUCAUGCUGGGGAAAGUCCUCACCAGCAGGGUGCUCAUCACUGAUGGCUUUAACUCUUUGGUUGGAGGCGUGAUGGGCUUUUCCAUCCUAAUCAGCGCUGAGGUUUUUAAACAUGAACCUAACAUCUGGUUCCUGGAUGGGACUGUCGGUGUUCUGAUUGGACUGGUCAUCCUCGCCUACGGAGUCAAGCUGUUAGUCGACACGGUCCCCCGCGUCAGGCAGACGAGGCAUUAUGAGCGUUUUGAGUAGGACUAGACGACUCAACUCACACAAACACUCUUCUUCAGGUUCUCUUGAGUGGGAAAACACAAACAUACACACUUUUUCUUGCCUCAGGGCAAAUGCUAGCACAAAUUCCUCUUGUAAAUAUGGAAAUGAGGGAAAAACUCAGAAUAUAUAAAACGUGUUUUAUAGUAUUCAAGCUUUCUGAUAAUGAGCCGUUGGGUCUCUCCAAGUGCGAUGACGCAUCUAAGUAGUAUCGCUGUCACUUGGACGAAAUUUGGUACAAGACACGCACAGUUUCUUGAUUAUAUUAUAUGAUAUUUUAAACCCAGAUUCACUAUGGAUAGAAAUGACAUGUCUGUAUGGGUUUAUCAGGUAAUCAUGACAUAGAUUGUCAUUUUAUCUAUUUUUUAUUUUUUUUUACAGUUUCCAUUUAGUAACACAUACAUCUUUAGUAGACUGAAAUAUAUCUUAAAGGGAUAGUUCACCCAAAAAUGUAAAUUCUCUCAUGAUUUACUCUCCCUCAUGCCAUCCCAGAUGUGUAUGACAUACUUUCUUUAGCAGUACACAGAUUAAGAUUUUAGAAGAAUAUCUCAGCUCUGUUGGUCCAC